CAAGGUGAUUAUUCUGAAAGUCAUGUUGCCAGUAAAGAACCACAUUUUGGAAUUUAUUUAAUUAUUUGUUUAUUUAUUUAUUCAAUUAUUCUUUACUUAUAGAGCACAUCUACAUAUGUUCCUACCAGCCAGGACUUACUUUCUGUCAAGCACACGGAAUGUCAAAAAGAACAUAAAACAACUGUGUCUGCUGAAGUGAAAGCCAAACCACUAAUGCAAUCUAUAGGAAUUCAGUGUGCUAUUUUUCCAUCUCAAAAGACAGCUGCCACACAGUUAUCUUUCACUAAACAGACAGGACAUGUACGGAGCAAAGGCACACAGGAAACAGUUUCCUUUACAAGUGUUAGUACUGAGACAACACCGGUUGGAACAUGGAGGCAUAUGUCAUCUACACCAAUAAAGGCAUCAACAUCUGGAUUCGGUCCAACACCAGUUAAAAGGCCGAAGACAGAAUUGCUGGAUGAGGAAGAGAUUCCAACAAAUUUAUCAGAAAUUCAACAAACUCUAGAUUCCUUAUAUGAGCCUGGUGACUCUGUUGCAGAGCCUUCUGAAACAAGUGGGAUGGACAUCUCUUGUGAUUACACCGAUGCAAAGUACACUGUUUUCGAAAGCUCUCUCAGAGAGCUUUUUAAAACAUGUCCUUUUUGCAAGAAUAACUGCAAUGUACAGCGACGUCGGCUUGGGACAUUUGUGUCAUUCUGUCAGGUCUGCGAACACUGUCAAUAUACCAAAAAAUGGCAGAGCCAGCCUGUGAAAGGAAGCACCCCAGUUGGAAACCUGCAAAUGUCAGCAGCAGUGUAUUUCACUGGUGGAUCAUUUAUUCAAAUGCAUAAGAUUUGCAGAGCUAUGAAUCUACAAAUUCACCACUUCAGAUCAUUCAGAAUGCAUGCUCGGAUGUUUCUUGAACCAGCCAUAUUUCACAAGUGGAAGAUGGAUCAGCAGGCCAUGUUCCAGUCACUACAACCGUUGGGCAAAAUUGCACUGAGUGGCGAUAUGCGUGCUGAUUCUCCAGGACAUUCUGCCAAAUAUGGCAGCUAUACUUUAUUGCAUCUUGACAGCAAUAAAAUUCUGGACAUUCAACUAAUACAGAGCAAUGAAGUUGGAGGAAGUGCACACAUGGAGAAGGAAGGACUCAGAAGAGGUCUGGAUCAUCUAGAGUCCAACCAUUUACAAGUAGAUUACAUUAUGACUGAUCGCCACACCCAGGUGCAGAAAUAUCUGAGUGAGAGAGAGAUCAAACAGUACUAUGAUGUUUGGCACCUCGAGAAGGGCUGUAUCUUGUGGCAAUGCAUUUUAACGAGAAUGCUGAUCGUGAACAGGCAAUGAACUUGGAAGGCAAAGCUGUCUAUCGAAUAAUGUAUCCAAAAUCUAAGAAGGGACAACCAAUUGUGAAGACAGUUAUGCAAACAAAUAAUAGUAAAUAAGAGUUUUUUUUAUGGCAGGAUACGUCAAAGAUCUGAUGAGACUUUGUCCAUGUUUGUAGAGGUGUUUGAAGACCCUGCCUAUUAUGUUGAGAAACUACGAAAAGUACCCAUUCCAGAUUCCUUAUCAGAACAGUUUGACAAGCCGACAAAGGAGGAUCUCAUUGCUAGACAUGUGUCUAGGUUCAAUCUAGUGGUGCCCGGUAGCCAACAUAAUUCCCACCAGCAUCAGGAAACUCUUGCCGAAUCCGGAGGACAACACAUGAUGGAAUGACCACGCGCUCAUGUCUGCCAAGAUAUCCCCAGCACCAGCUGACAAAACUACGAUAGGCAAGAUACCUGAAACCUCUGGCAGAGUGGUGGAAUUGUUACAUAGUCUGUAAUGCAGCAUUUUGUAUUAUGUUCAACAAAUACUUCUUGUACAUUUGUAUGCUAUAUUUUUUAAAUGUCCCUGCAAAUACAUUUUUCCAAUUAUUGAUAUUUAAAUUUAUUUCAUUACAAUGCGCACCUUGCUAGAUAAAUAAACACAAUUUACAAAGUUUAUUGUUUUUAGAUCUGUAUAAUAACAUAAUGAUAAAAUCUGAGAUCUUUUUUCAUAAUUACUCACUCCUCCUCUCUUCUCCUUCUAAGUGGGCCAUAGUCAGCUCUGUAAAUGUUAUUUAUGUUCUGAAGUGUAUAGACUGGUUGGAUAAUACCUAAAAUGUUAUAUAAUGAUCCCAAAAGUUUAUAAACGAAGGUGAAGGAAUAAUGUGUAAAAUAUUUUAAGAAGACAUUGCUAAAGUGCACUUAGUAAGCUAAUUGUAUGCUAUCAUAUUAAGUCUUAUA
This is a messenger RNA of Carassius auratus (goldfish), 2246 nucleotides long. RefSeq lists its product as uncharacterized. The record is from RefSeq and is a predicted model, not a curated record. NCBI's taxonomy places the organism in Eukaryota, Metazoa, Chordata, Actinopteri, Cypriniformes, Cyprinidae. The transcript is spliced from 7 exons. The coding region runs from base 214 to 1326 and encodes 370 amino acids.